AUAAUAUAUAUAUAUAUAUAUAUAUUUUUUUUUUAAAUGAACGACGCUGAUGUUCGCCUUUCUCACGUUAGACGAUGGUACCGCCGUCGAGAGCAAUGGGUGCUGGCGGUCCUAAAGCCAGCCAUUUUGAGUUGCAUUUUAAAUUAGCAAGCGAGCUAACGAGAAGGCGAUGGACGAGCCGCGUCGGGAAUGGUUUACACGGUUACAUUCACGCCUCGGUUGGGAAACACUGGUAUAAUUCAUCUUCAGACAGAAAGAUGGCUUCCCCGCAGGCCGGUAGCCCGCCUCCCACGGAGCGAUACAUACCUCCGCCGCAAGAUGAGGAGAGCCAACAAGAGGACGAGGCGGCGAGGGACGCGCCUGUGAAAAAACGGGGCAGAGGCCGCCCCCCGAAAUCCAAAGCCUCAUUCAAGUGCUCGUCUUGCGCGGAGGCCUUCAGGAGCGUGUCGGCGCUGCGCGGCCACAAGCUCUCGGCGCAUGCCAAGGAGCGCCCUCAGCAUCACCACGUGUGCGUUCAGUGCCAAAAGACCUUCUCCAGCAAGGCCCAUCUCUCGAAACACGAGAGCACGCACUCGGCCCAGCGGCCCUGUCAGUGCCCCGAUUGUCACAAGGCGUACAAGACGCCCACGGAGCUGCGCAACCACAGCCGCUCGCACACGGGCGAGAAACCGUUCGUGUGCGCCGAGUGCGGCAAGGCCUUCAUGCAGGCCAUCUGCCUGAGGAUCCACAUGACGCAGCACAACGGCGAGCGGCCUUACUCCUGCCGCCAGUGCUCCAAAAGCUACCCCACCUUGUCCAAACUCAAGGUGCACAUGCGCUCUCACACCGGAGAGAAGCCGUACUUUUGCGGCGAGUGCGGCAAGAGUUUCGCCGACCCCUCCGUGUUCCGCAAGCAUCGACGGAACCACCAGGGCCACCGGCCGUACGCCUGCAACGAGUGCGGUAAAACCUACACGGAGUUGAAGGACCUGAAGAACCACGAGCGCUCCCACACCGGAGAGAAACCCUUUCUGUGCUCUGACUGCGGCAAGGCCUUCUCCCGCUCGUCCUCGUUGGUGUGCCACCAACGCAUCCACUCCCAGAAGAAGCCCUACCAGUGCGAGCAGUGCGGCAAAGGCUUCACGCAGCUCUCCUCCUACCAGUCUCACCUCCGAACGCACUCUGGGGAGAAGCCCUUCCUGUGCCCGCAGUGUGGCAAGAUGUUCUCCGACCCAUCCAGUUUCCGGCGGCACCAGCGAGCCCACCUCGGUUUCAAGCCCUACCCGUGCGAUAAAUGCUCCAAAAGAUUCCGACAGCCGGCCGAUCUGGCCGUUCACGAGCGGGUCCACUCCGGAGAGCGGCCUUACAAAUGUCAGAGCUGCGACAAGGCCUUCGUGGCGUCCUGGGAUCUGCGGCGCCAUUUGCUCGUCCACACGGGUCUCCGGCCCUUUUCGUGCACCGAGUGCGACAAGUCGUUCGCCGAGCGCUCCAGCCUCAACAAGCACCGCCGCGUGCACUCGGGAGAGCGGCCGUUCAAAUGCGGCGAGUGUUUGAAGUCGUUCGUGGUGUCCUCCAGUCUGCGCAAACACGAGAGGACUCACUUGGCGGAGCAGGCGCAGCAGCCGAGGCAACCGGAGGAAACGGAGGCCGCGGGCUUCGCCGGCCACCACGCGACUCUCCCGCAGUUCUCCUGCACUCACUGCGACGCCACGGUCGGCACCUGGGACGAAGUCCAGGCGCACGAGAAUCUCCACGCCGUCGACCGGGCUCCGGGCAAGACGGCGGACUCGCACACGUGCGCCACCUGCCAGGCGGAGUUCGCGGAGCCGUCGGAGCUGCAAGAGCACGAGAAGCAGCAUCCCAAACCCAGGCCUCACUUGUGCGCCAGCUGCGGCAAAGGCUUCCUCAACCGGGCCGGCCUGCGCAAGCACCAGAAGAUCCACUCGAGCACCAAACCUCACAGCUGCUCCCAAUGCGGAAAAGCCUUCCUGUUCCCCGCCUACCUCCGCAAGCACUUACGGACGCACAUGGCCGCCUCGCAAUCCGACUUGAACAUCAUCCACACCGACCCGCUGCCCUCGCCCUCGCCGCCUCCCAGCGACCCGCCGCCUGUCACCGCAGAGGCCGGCGGCAUCUCCCUGACCGUUCCCGUCACUGAGUCUGCCACCGCUUUUCACACUCUGCCGGAGUAUUUGGUCAAGGAGGAAGGACUUUAAACAACAUGUUCAACUAGUGGCCUUAAAUGGAGUUGCAGUAACAGGAACGUGCCCUGCCACGAAUAGCGAGAAACUGCGAGUCAUCGUCGCACCCCUUGGGUUGCAAAGAGCUGGAAAAGCUAUGGUAAAGUUCCAGAAAGUUUCCAGUAAAUUUGAAUGGUCAUGAAGAUGGAAACUUAUGUCAAAAUAUCCCAAUAUGUAAACUGGAAUUGAGGGUAUUUUCAUGUAAAGGUAUCAUAUUCGAGCAAAAAAUGUGUGGUUUUGUCAUAAGCAGACAUUCAUGCAACGUAGAUAGCUCUCCUUGCCCACAUGCAAGAGCAUCAUUGUACCUUAAUUGCUGCAGUUUUGGGGAACUUGAUUUGUCCAGUGGAUGUUCUCGACAGAAUUUUGUUGGUUUUCUUACAAAGAAAUUGUGCACAGAAAAUGAAUUUUAAUAUCAGAAAUGACCAAAAAUGUUUUUUUGCUAUGGUUGUCAAGUAUGUUGCUUUUCUAAAACUUGUCCAGCGACACCGUGCUUUUUUUUGUAUGAUCGCCUACAUUUUUGCGAAGGCACAUUGCUGUCUGUGAAAGUUUUGCAGACAUAUACUGUAUGCCCAUCACUGUAAAAUUCCAUUCAAAAAGUCCAUUUCUCCACAAUAACUUUUCCGUUAAAGCCUGUCCGAAGAUUAUUUGCAUAGUUUUGUAUUCGUGACACCAAACCGUAUUACUGUGUAUCGCUAUUGAGCAUCAGCUAAGAAAAGGCAACUUGCGUUAUCAUUCCAAGAGAAAUAAAAAUCGAAUUUGACACAUACUGUAGUUGUGAUGAUAUCAUUUGAGUGUGGAUUGGAGUCGGUGCAUUUAUAGCAUAUUGUUACGAAAUCAGGAUGGGGACGAGACAA
Messenger RNA from Phycodurus eques (leafy seadragon), 3073 nucleotides. It is a transcript of the gene znf668, whose product is annotated as zinc finger protein 668. NCBI's taxonomy places the organism in Eukaryota, Metazoa, Chordata, Actinopteri, Syngnathiformes, Syngnathidae. The coding region runs from base 75 to 2195 and encodes 706 amino acids. The record is from RefSeq and is a predicted model, not a curated record. The transcript has 2 exons.